CACAGGACAGGCUUGAAUUGGAUAAACAUUACUAUGAUCAACAUCCUCCGAUAUAUGAAUGUGGAGUGUUUUAAUUCAAAAAUGUGAACGUAAUUUUAUAAAAGAAAACAGUGAAUGAAGUUGCUAAGUGUACGUAAAGAGGAAAUUUUAAUAUUUAAGUGACGAUGAUCUAUGUGCAGUAAGAGAAACUUAAAGAAAUUACUCCAAAAUAAAAUAGAAGAAAAACAAUGCAUUUAACUGGGAAUACAACUACUCCCAACAACACUUCGACGAAUGCGUCAAGUGGUAAUACAUCAAAUACAUCCGAGAAUACAACAACGCCAUCAGCAGCUAGUCUCUUAAACGAUGCAUACACAAAAAUGACCUCGGACAUAUUAGCGGAACGGACACUAGGCGACUUCUUAUCGGAACAUCCCGGUGAACUGAUACGAACUGGUAGCCCAUUGUUUGUAUGUACAGUGUUACCACCACAUUGGCGUUCCAAUAAGACCUUACCCGUAGCAUUCAAAGUGGUUGCAUUGGGAGACAUCGGUGACGGUACAAUGGUGACGGUUAAAGCGGGAAACGACGAAAAUUACUGUGCAGAAUUACGCAAUUGUACGGCUGUGAUGAAGAACCAGGUAGCAAAAUUCAAUGAUCUACGAUUUGUUGGACGCAGUGGUCGGGGUAAAAGCUUUACAUUGACAAUAACAGUAUCAACAAGUCCUCCGCAAGUGGCGUCGUACAAUAAAGCUAUUAAAGUAACGGUUGAUGGCCCCCGAGAGCCCAGGUCGAAGACAAUGCUAUCACUUCUAGGACAGCAGCAACAAUUUCAUUUUGCCUUCGGCCAACGACCGUUCCAUUUUCCAGCCGAUCCAUUGUCGGGAUUUCGAAUGCCUCCGAUUGGAAACUGUCAAAAUAUGAGUCAAUUUGGCCUAGGUGGUGCUAAUUCGCAUUGGGGUUAUAGUUCGGCAGGUUAUUCGCCAUAUUUAACAAGUAGUAGUUUAACAUCGUGUGCAACUCCUACUGCAGCCCAAUUUAACAAUCCCGCACUAGGUUUUACUUGCACAACAUCCGACCAAAAUUCGACUCAAGAUUUUACCGGUGGUGGACGGGAUUGCGUACCAAUGCUUCCAGACUCAACAGCAACAGAUCUAGACCAACAUCUGAGCAAUUUAGUUGGUUCAACACCUACGGCGCAAAUGACACAUCCCUCCCUACUUGCCGGUUCUCAAUCGUCGAUAACAACGUCCGUGAAUGGGACAAGCGGUCUGCAUGUUCCACGUUAUCUUGGCAAUUCGAAUUCAGAUUAUGUCCACACCAGCCAAAAUGGGCCUCGUUCACUCAGUGACUCAUCGCAAGCCGAAUCGCCGGUGCAGGACGAUUUACUAACAUCAAAUACACCAAAUCUGGGUGGUUCAGCCAAUCAAAAUUUUACUGGAAUUGUGGUCAAUCAAUCCCAAAAUUCGUACGGCUCAACGUCGGCCAGUUGCAAUGGUUCCUUAUAUCCUGUACUUCCCGCCAGUUUACUUUAUUCGCAGUUAUAUACAGCGGCUAAUCAGACGCAUGGAUUUCAUUCGCAUUCAUUGCAAUCGCAUGGCCAAAAUUCGGUUCACGGCGAGCUACAAAGUGUUAUGGAACAUAUCUCCAGCGGAAGGCAACAGAAUCUAAUGGCAGGUACGACUGAUUUGUCGCAUGUCGGUAAUUGUGGCAGUAGUGCUAGAAAUGAAGAAGCGAGCGCAAACAGACAAGUGGCAAUGGCAGGACAGCGACCACCGCAUCAUAGUGAUAAUGGGAAUUCGGUAUGGAGGCCAUAUUAGAGUAAACAUAUUUUUUCCCCAAAGCUCUGUAUGAAUUCUUUGAAUUACUAAAGUGUACAAUAUAAUGGCGUACAUUCAGUGCUUGUGCCAUAAUUUUGUUAAUUACAGACGAUUUUUUCGACACACAUACGCUAGCUGUUUGUGUCGGUAAAUUCAGUGACAAAAUGCACCCAUGAUGGCCUAGCCACGCCAACAUUAAUAUUAUUUGAAGCAAACUUUUUAUAUGAAGCUAUUUAAUGAUCAACAUAUAAAAAGUUUGAUUCAAAUGUCACCCCAACGUGUAUAAAAUGCAUUUAAAGCGAGACCCGUUUCCGUAAUGUGUUGUAACUGUAAAUGAAGUAAGGAUCUCUUAUGCCUCGCCUUGGAAGACAACUCUUGCCUGCUUUAUUUUGUUAAAUUAAAAUCUCACAAAUUUUAGGUCAACACUUGAAACGACUUAAUGUGCACAAAAUAUUAAUUAUUUUUCUGCGGUUCUUUAGAAGGACAAAAUUCACAAAACAUGUGUAACAUAAAAGUAAGCUGUUAGCUGCUGUAUAGUGUAGUGGUUUAAAUCGUUCAUAGAAGCACUAGAAGCAGUUGCUUUCCAAAAUUGAAGACGAUAUUUAGUGUGGACACACAUGAAGUCAUGCAAAUAUUCAUAGCACUUUAGCGCUUCUAGCAUUAACAAAGAGAAAAAAUUUCAUUAAAUUUUCUGGAAUCUUGGUUUUUUCGAAACUACCUGAAAACUUUCUCGAAAAAAAUUCUUAAGAAAAUUGAAAAAUUUCAAGAUUUUUUUUUCAGAAAAUAGGCUUUCAAUUACAUGUCAUUAUGAAUGCCCGACGCACUGAAGUGCUAUGUACAAUACCCUCAUUCAACAUAGUAUGGGUAUUGGUUAUGUCACAUUGUUUUCUCAUUUGAAAAACUCGGUAAACAUAUCAGCAAUUUUACUCAGGCCGUUCUAUUACAUCAUUUGAUCUUAGUAUUCUCAUGAGAUUGAUUUAAAAUCUUUUACUUCAUUUUUUCAACAUCACCCGCAUUAGUCAGCGCUGUUUGUUUAUUCCAGAAGUCAUUAUUAAUAACCCAUGAUAGAUGCUCGUUUUUCAACCAUACCUAGUUACGUUGGUCCAUGAGCCAUUAUUGGUAAAUUUAUUUACCGAUAAUGGACUAAAAUUUACCGGAUUUAUGUUUCGAUAAAUUCAGUAAAUAUUCGGUAAAUUUCAGUGAAUUCGGUAAAUAAAUUUACCAACAACAGGCUCUGCAUCAGAUUCACUUAUAAAGUGAGCCCUUGCAAUUUGCAAUGGUCUAAUGAAUCAAUUGUGUGAUCCCGAAUUGACAAUUCUAGUGGAAUAUUUUUCAAUUGAACAUUCUAAUUGAGUGAUAAAAAACAUGAAUGGAGAAUUGUUAACACAUACGCAACAUUGUGUGGCAGAUACAUCUAGGGGUUAACGGGCAAUAUGCUUCUGGUUACUAGCUGACAUCUAUGUGUAUUGUCUUUUUUCUCUAAAAAAAAUAUUUUGUUUAACGUGAAACCGCUAGUUGUUUUCUAUAUAAGCUGCUCGAUAAGCUGCUGACACAAUGAAAAUUUGGUAAAUUCAGUAAUUGUGUUCAAAGGUAGCAAAACAAUGUACCGAUUGUAGGUAAUUAAUGUGCAAAUUGAAAUUAUAGUCUCAUGUGUGUUUGGUAUAUUGAGUUGUAGAGAAAAUAGCUUUAUGAACCAAAAUGAAAAAGAAAAUGUAGGAGCCACACAAGGUACAUAGUUAGGUUGUGUACCAAUCGCAUUGUACAUAUUUUUAAGUAUUAUUAAUUCUAAAUUAAUAAACAAAAGAAGCAUGGUGAUUAUUUCCUCUGAUAUUAAUGUAAAUAAAAGGCAUUUCAAACCACAAACUAAUAUAACAAGAUGUUUACGUAGUAGAGUAAGUAACAUACAUAUAAUAUAAUAGGUUGGGAGGAGCGUUUGAAGAAGUUUCCACCACCCAAAUUUUGUAACAUAAAAUGUUUGUUAAUUAUAAUUAAUUGGAUGAAUUUUAUCCUUAAAACUGACCGCAAAUGACGUUUCAGGACUUUCCCUGAUCACAAUUUGGCUGUCAUUUAUGGUCAUUUUUGUUAAAUCAAAUUCGAAGGCUAAUGCUUUUUAGUUGUGAGCCCAUUUCAACGUUUGAUAGGCUGAGCGUUAGAAUUUCCAUUUAAAACAUUGGAACCUAGAGCGAUCUGUGUCCGCACUAUAACAGUAAACUUUUAUUUAACAUUAUAAAGCCUUCUGACUGUAAAAGCCGUGAGGGGUAAAAGUCACAAAACUUUCUCCCGUCUGUUCUUCUCGCUUUUGUCACAGUGUUGCCACAGUAUUACUUGUAUUUGACAUAUUAAUAUUUUCUUUCGCUGCUAGAGAGUGAUAUGAUACAUAUACUCUAAAGACGUUUGGUAUUUUGAGAUUCUUUAAACUCAUUCGGGAUAUUUGUCAUAAGUAAGUCACUUCCAGGUUGAAAAUUGUUGUGAUAAUGCUUUGUUUUUACUGGCGCAGUCAAUGCGAGCAGUCUUUUUUUUAAUAAGAAAUUCCUUUUUCUCAGCAAAUGAUCUGGCUGGUGUGAACAACGAUUUUUUUAACGACCAGCAAAUCUCCUUUUUGGAUGAAAUACAUUAGUAAAACUUUAUCCAAAUUCCCGUCAGCAUUUAACGGAAUUUAACUCUAUCGUAGCUUCAACAUUACUUUUUUGAACCGAUAAAUUUAACUAACAGGUGCACUGCUGACAAUGAAUGAGCUAUUUUUUUGACAGUUUGCUAGGCCAUAGAAAAACUGCAAAAUUCAAAACUGACAAUGCAACAGUCAAAUUUUUUACAGUGAAUAAUCAAAUUAGGCAUGUUCGAUUGAUGAAAUAUCGACUAUUUCCUUAGAAUCGAUUAUC
Bradysia coprophila is the source of this 4678-nucleotide messenger RNA. It is a transcript of the gene RunxA, whose product is annotated as RUNX family transcription factor Runt related A. Gene Ontology annotation, cellular component: nucleus. Gene Ontology annotation, biological process: regulation of DNA-templated transcription. NCBI's taxonomy places the organism in Eukaryota, Metazoa, Arthropoda, Insecta, Diptera, Sciaridae. Gene Ontology annotation, molecular function: DNA-binding transcription factor activity, RNA polymerase II-specific; ATP binding; RNA polymerase II cis-regulatory region sequence-specific DNA binding. The record is from RefSeq and is a predicted model, not a curated record.